GACCAUUUUUACGCACUGACAGAACUGAGAGAGAGAGAGAGAGAGAGAGAGAGAGAGAGAGAGAGAGAGAGAGAUGUCUGGUUGGGACGAGGGAGGCGUUUACUACAGCGACCAGGCGCAGUUCCCUCAUGGAGGCGGCGGAGACCAGGCGGAUACGGCUAACCGCCACACGGCGCUGCAAAAAUUCAAGGAAUUCAUAAGGAAUUUCCAGCACAAGAGCCAGCCCAAUGUGUUUCCUUACAGAGAGGCUCUUUUGUCCAACCCCAAGUUCCUGCUUGUCAAUCUCGCCGACCUUAUCUCCUACGACCCCGACCAGACCCUCCCUCAGUUCCUGCGACAAAACCCAGCCGACUAUCUCCCACUUUUUGAAACUGCGGCAGCGGAAGUUCUGGCAGGUCUUAGAUCAAGGGUAGCUGGAGACACUGGAGAAAUGGAAGAGCCAGUGCCUGGGGAUGUGCAAGUGUUAUUGAGGUCAGAGCAGGAUCCUGUUUCAAUGCGGGCACUAGGGGCACAAUAUAUUUCAAAACUGGUAAAGAUAUCUGGGAUUGUCAUAGCAGCAUCCAGGACUAAAGCUAAAGCUACAUAUGUGACACUGUUGUGUAAGAAUUGCAAGAAUGUAAAGCUUGUUCCUUGUCGUCCAGGGCUUGGUGGAGCUGUUGUCCCACGAUCUUGUGAUCACAACCCUCAGCCUGGUGAAGAUCCAUGCCCAAUUGAUCCGUGGGUUGUGGUUCCAGAUAAAAGCAAGUAUGUUGAUCAACAGACACUAAAAUUGCAGGAAAACCCUGAGGAUGUCCCCACUGGAGAGUUGCCAAGAAACAUGCUUCUAUCUAUUGAUCGCCAUCUUGUGCAAACAAUUGUACCUGGAACAAGAUUGACGAUUAUGGGGAUAUACAGCAUCUUUCAAGCUGCCAAUUCAGCAACUUCUCAAAAAGGAGCAGUAGCUGUUAGGCAGCCCUAUAUUCGGGUUGUUGGAUUAGAGGAAACUUCUGAGGCUAAUUCUAGGGGGCCCACCAACUUCACCAGAGAUGAGAUCGAAGAAUUCAAAAAAUUUGCAUCAGAUAGUAAUGCAUAUGCUCAAAUAUGCUCCAAAAUUGCUCCCUCAAUAUUUGGCCAUGGUGAUGUGAAGAAGGCUGUUGCUUGCCUUUUGUUUGGGGGAUCAAGGAAGACUUUGCCUGAUGGUGUAAGAUUAAGAGGUGAUAUCAAUGUUUUGCUCUUGGGGGAUCCAUCCACAGCCAAAUCACAGUUUCUCAAGUUUGUUGAGAAGACUGCUCCAAUAGCUGUAUAUACUUCUGGAAAAGGCUCAUCCGCUGCUGGUCUGACUGCUUCCGUAAUUCGUGACAAUAGCUCACGGGAGUUUUAUCUGGAAGGAGGUGCCAUGGUCUUGGCAGAUGGUGGAGUUGUCUGCAUUGAUGAAUUUGACAAAAUGAGGGCAGAGGACAGGGUUGCCAUUCAUGAAGCGAUGGAGCAGCAAACUAUUUCCAUCGCUAAAGCAGGAAUAACAACAGUUCUGAAUUCAAGGACCUCUGUGCUUGCUGCAGCCAACCCUCCAUCUGGGCGUUAUGAUGAUCUCAUGACGGCUCAAGACAACAUCGAUUUACAGACCACAAUUCUUUCAAGAUUUGAUUUAAUUUUUAUUGUGAAGGAUAUCAGAAUGUAUGCACAAGACAAGAAUAUUGCCAGCCAUGUCAUCAAGGUUCAUGCAUCUGCUGAUGCAGCAAGUAGUGAUGCAAAGCCUUCCAAAGAGGAUAACUGGCUGAAAAGGUAUAUACACUAUUGUCGAACCGAGUGCCACCCACGUCUGUCAGAGUCUGCAGCAUCUAGAUUGCAAGAGAGUUAUGUAAAAAUUAGACAGGACAUGAGACGGCAAGCAAAUGAAACUGGUGAGGCGGCAGUAAUACCAAUUACAGUGAGGCAGCUGGAAGCUAUUGUGAGGUUAAGUGAAGCACUUGCUAGAAUGACACUGUCUCAUGUUGCAAAUGAUAACCAUGUCAUGGAAGCCAUAAGGCUCUUUAACAACUCCACAAUGGAUGCUGCACGUUCUGGAAUAAAUCAACAUAUAAAUCUUACUCCAGAACUGGCAAAUGAGAUAAAGCAAGCGGAAACCCAGAUAAAGAGAAGAAUGGGAAUAGGAAGCCAUAUAUCUGAGAGACGGCUGAUUGAUGAGCUUACCAGGAUGGGCAUGAAUCAAUCUAUUGUUCGAAGAGCUUUAUUAAUCAUGCAUCAAAGAGAAGAAGUAGAGUACAAGAGAGAAAGACGAGUGAUUGUCCGUAAAGCUUGAACCCUCGUGCUUGCUGUCCUGUCAUCUAAACCGUUCCUGGAAGAAUGCUUGUUCAUGAUGGUUUUUAUGUCUCUUGUAAGCAGAUGCGGCCAUCUGAUUAUGUAUAACACAUGUUCGUUCUAUGCAAUAGCAUGGGAUGAAGAGGGAAGGGGUUGUACUUGUAAUCUAAGGACCAUUAGAGGAAUGUAUGCGACUCACUUGGAGGGAAGCCAUUUGGUUAUUUCCCAGUUAAGAGAUUUCUUGUGAAUUUAGUCUUUGCUCUUUGUAUAUCUAAACAAAUAGAACGAGGGUUCAGUUUGCUUAAUGGUGAUAGCCUGGUACGUUUGGUACAAGGCAAUGGUCGUCGUUUUAUGA
This is a messenger RNA of Sesamum indicum (sesame), 2632 nucleotides long. RefSeq names its product Minichromosome maintenance (MCM2/3/5) family protein (gene MCM5). Gene Ontology annotation, cellular component: MCM complex; nucleus. The record is from RefSeq and is a predicted model, not a curated record. Lineage: Eukaryota; Viridiplantae; Streptophyta; Magnoliopsida; Lamiales; Pedaliaceae. Gene Ontology annotation, molecular function: single-stranded DNA binding; single-stranded DNA helicase activity; ATP binding. Gene Ontology annotation, biological process: double-strand break repair via break-induced replication; DNA replication; DNA replication initiation.